Molecule: messenger RNA, 3733 nt
Organism: Trachymyrmex septentrionalis
Lineage: Eukaryota; Metazoa; Arthropoda; Insecta; Hymenoptera; Formicidae
Gene: jef
Product: major facilitator superfamily domain-containing protein 6
Exons: 11
Coding region: 470-3316 (948 amino acids)
Cellular component (GO): membrane
Source: RefSeq, a predicted model, not a curated record
AGAGAGAGAGAGAGAGAGAGAGAGAGAGAGAGAGAGAAAAGGACAGAUUGCAGAACAAUAAAACUGGAAGAAAAGCAAAAAUAGUAUCUGCCGAAAUACUUAACGUCGAUAUGGCAUUGAGACAAUAUCGCGUCGGCAGGGGUAGUAAGAGGGUAAAAGUUACGCCGCGUCGGCGCAGUAGCAUGUUUAUUGAUUUUGCAAGCAAAGCUAUCCCAUACAGCCCGACAUCGAUUCAACCGCGAAGGAGAACCGAGCACCGGUUUGACAGUCGAUAUAAUCGGAGAGUCCAAUCCGUUCGACGAAAAGGGUGGGAACGGCUCUGCUCGACGGAAUCUCUGAACGGAUCUCGCGGCGCGUCUUGUUCAGUGUGCGAAUGUAACGGCAGGCUGCACGUUUCAUUUGGUGGCUGGGGAAAUACGCUCCGACGGGCGAGCGUUUCCGUAUUCCGCGCGAAAGCGAGCACGAAAUCAUGCAGAACUAUGGACACGAGGAUUACGACUAUGGUAUGUCGAACGAUGCCCAAUCAUCGGGCAGAGUUCUUCCUCAGAUGCCGAACGCCAGGCCGAUGGUGGAUCCGCAGGCUGAGGGUGAGGUCGAUCCCACCAUGUACCCCCAACCAAAAGAGGCCACGCACAAGAUUCGUGGUAAAAGCGACAUCCUGGAGUACCUCUUCGGUGCCGUCGACCAGGAACUCCUCACCGUGAAGACUUUCUAUUUUUUCUUCUAUUCGGCCUUCGGCUCCCUAUUUCCGCUUAUGGGGGUGUAUUUCAAGCAGAUGGGCAUGAACGCGGGUCAAUGCGGCCUUCUCAUCGGUCUCAGGCCGUUCAUUGAAUUUCUGAGCGCCCCUUUCUGGGGUUCCUUGGCCGAUAGAUGGCAAAAAGGCAAACUUCUCUUAUUGGCUUCCCUUUCUUGCUGGAUUAUUUUCACUCUGCCGUUGGGCUUCAUUCAGCCCCCGCCCACCUCUUGUAUGGUUAGUACAAAUGACACUCCUUAUCUGGAAGCGUCCAAUAGGGAACAAAGAAUUGUAAAAAGAUCGACAGAUUUGAGUGACUUGUAUUAUCCCGAGAAUAAAGAGGAAUAUCUGGAGGUCGCAUCUAACGUCGUCUUCGAAAGAUUACGACGAAAUACGGAUGAUAACGAAGUAUUUGAUUAUAAGAAGAAGCCGAACUCAAAGGAAUUUAAUGCAUUUGAACCUUAUGACAUUGAGAAAAAUGACGUUAGAAAAUCCAAUAAAGGCGGUUAUAUUAUAUACGAUUUGAGAAACAACAGAGUCAGAAGACAAACAUCCCUCACGGAUAAGGAUGAUGCCGGAAAUCUCAGGUAUAAAUUAUUAUCAGAAGGCAAUGUUGACAAUGCGGAUGCGACGGGGAUUGACUUGGAAACGUUGCAAAAGAAAAAUCGUCCAGCCGAUGUGUUGGAAUACAAACGUUUCAUGAAGAACGAACCAGUGCAGGCUGAGAGAACAGUUCCGAAAAAGGCUUACGUUCAUACCAAAACGCGUGUGAAACCACCACCGGAGAAGAUAAUGGUAAAGCGAGAUGUGGAAAAAGGGCAAACGUUUUUGGACGAGGAUGACAUGGUUAAAAUCAAUGACAAUGAAGAAGAAAACGAAAAAAAUAUAGAUAUGUCAUUGGUGAGACGUCGCAGAAGUAUAAGAAUGCUUCACGGCCCGAUUGGACCUAAUCAAUUGUCACCUCUAUCGGUCACUUAUGCUUCAAAUUAUAACGAAAAAGAGAAUAAGGAAUGGGUGAAGCCGCUUUUCAGUUCCAUAGUCUACAGAUUACCGGAUAUUCAAAAAACAUUCUUCCUUCUAUUAUUGUUGGUGGUAGUCGGUGAAUUUUUUUCGGCACCUGCCAUAACAUUAGCCGAUUCAGCUGUUAUUACUUUACUUGGUGAAGACGCUGAUAGAUAUGGUCAUCAACGCAUGUUUGGAAGUCUCGGAUGGGGUUUAGCCAUGUUUUUCGUUGGAAUCGCUCUCGAUCAUAGCACCGCUUUUCCGGAUCAUCCCUGCAAACCUGAUGAGAGAGAAAAAAAUUACACGAUUUGUUUUGCAAUAUUUAGCGUUUUAAUGGGUGCCGCAUUGAUAACAGCAACACAAAUUAAUUUUAAGUAUGACUUUGCUUCUGCUGAGCCGGAAGUAGUGAAACCUCCAGCCGAGCCAACACGGGAAGAGCAGCUUCAAAGUCAGUUAUCCCAGCAACUUAAUCUGCCUGGGCUUCAGGAUUCUUCCGCCGCUGUAGAUCCAAAGCCUCCGCCUCCCGAAGGGAAGACCAAGAUGUUUGCCCAAACGAUGAAGGAAAUACCAGAGUGGGUGACAGUGUUGAAGCAAUUUAAGGAUGUAAAAUGCGCGUCGUUUCUUUUCGUCGCGUGGUUCAUGGGAUUUGGCAUAGGAUUAAUCUUCACUUUCCUAUUCUGGCAUCUCCAGGAUUACGGUGGUUCGCCGACUCUCUUCGGCGUUGCGUCUGUGAUCAAUCAUAUUUCCGAGAUCUUUGCGUACUUCUUCAGUUUCAAACUUAUUCGACAGAUCGGGCACGUGAAGGUAUUGUGUCUGGGUCUGGGCGGGAAUAUACUCCGAUUUCUCUAUAUAUCCUGGCUGAAAAAUCCAUGGUGGGUAUUACCCUUCGAAUUUAUUCAGGGUAUCACGCACGCGGCAGUAUGGGCAGCAUGCUGCAGUUACAUCGCUCAUAAUACACCGGCACAAUUGCGUUCGAGCGCGCAGGGUGUUCUUCAGGGACUUCAUCAUGGACUUGGAAGAGGUUGCGGUGCGGUAAUUGGUGGCAUGUUCGUCGCAGCUUAUGGUACGACAGCGACUUUCCGAGCAUACGGUCUCAUCUGCAUCAUCGUCCUAGCAGUCUUUGUGUUCAUCAAUUUCUACAGAAAGGAUACCGGCUUUGUAUCCGAGCUACCGCAGACGGAAGAUCCGCAUCAAGUAGCCGAGGCUACUCACUUGGCACCGCACGGUGUACCGAGCAAUGCGAUACCGCGUGCCCUCAGUUCCACUCGCUUGCACGAACUGGCUAAUCAAGAUGCUGGCUACGGGGCGACUUAUCAGACCGCUGGUGGAAAUCUCGCGGUACCCGGUGCUAACGGAGGCCCUGGCAACCCAAUGAACCCAUUCUUAAACGGCGGAGGUGGCGGCGAAGGUGGAUAUAAUUACGGUAUGACUGGCAAGGGAGAGGACGAGUAUAUUCGUAGGAGCUUCCAGAUCUACAGUGAAGUGGUCGGUAGGGAAUUCGAUGUCGUAAAACCAACUAUCCAACUACACGCCCAACAACCAUGCACCAAUCCCUUUCAUCAACACGACUACGACUGGUAACGACUCGAUCUGUCGCGAUGCCGCGGGUUGUUCCCCACGACGAUAUACUGAAAUGUGCUUAAGAAGACAUUACUGAACAAAUAGUAACAUAAAUAUAAAUAUCCAUACAGAUAGGUACGUAUGCGUGCAUAGGAAUCCACGUGCAAAGCACAUGUAAGACAAAUGUAAUAAGAUUAAUGAACUCGAAUAAUUCUAUGUAUUUAAAUUUUAAAAGUCUUUAACUUACAAUUAGAGUCGACUUCUCCGUGGUCGGUAUAUCGUGAAGAAUCAUUCGUUGUAAGAUUUCUAAUAUUUUAAGGAAACAUUAAUGAUGCUCUUUUGUAAUUUAAAUAGUCGUUGACACUGUAAGCUGCGAAAUGAUUGACUUCGAAUUUGACCAAAAGAAAAUGCAUCGUUCAGGCUUUUAUAAAUAAAUAU